Molecule: messenger RNA, 2380 nt
Organism: Ascochyta rabiei
Lineage: Eukaryota; Fungi; Ascomycota; Dothideomycetes; Pleosporales; Didymellaceae
Exons: 5
Coding region: 59-2380 (773 amino acids)
Biological process (GO): regulation of DNA-templated transcription; DNA-templated transcription
Cellular component (GO): nucleus
Molecular function (GO): DNA binding; zinc ion binding; DNA-binding transcription factor activity, RNA polymerase II-specific
Source: RefSeq, a predicted model, not a curated record
UGUCUUGCUUGCGAACGACCCCUUCUACACAGCGACGAGCCGAACGCUACCAUAGCCAAUGGCGGACAUUCCUGCAUUACCAGAUACGGGAGCUAAGAAGCAGCGUAGACGUCCUGUGAAUGCUUGUGCGACUUGUCGAGCGAGAAAAGUCAAGUGUGAUGAGCGACCAGAUGGCUGUCUCAACUGCGAAAGACUGCAGCUGAACUGCGUCCAAAAUGGUGCACUCACGACUGGAGUCAAGAGGUCCAGCGCAGCACUGGAGCCACUUGGUAUCAAGCGGAAGCGCACGUUCCGAUCAUGUGUGGCCUGCCGUGAUUCAAAAGUCAAAUGUUCAGGCGAGCGACCGACGUGUACACGGUGCGCGCAGCGAACAACCGCCUGUCUUUACGACACAGAGACCAACGAGCCUGCUUGGGUACAAAGCAUAUCGAAUACUGUCUCAGCAGUGACAAGUCCAGACGCAAGCGUAGCCACCCAGAAUCCCCAGAUGCCGAGGAAUGCUUUUUCAUCAGCCCCGACGGAUCUUGCUGCGGUUGAUUGUCCGCCCGGCUUAACUUGGCUGUUCGCGCAAGAACUACCUCCAAGAGCUCGACUGCACACCCUUCUUGAGGCCUAUUUCAACAACGUUCAACCCAUCAGGGUGUUUGCGUUUGAGCAUAAGCCAACGUUCAUGCGCAUGCUUGAUGAAGGCCAACUCACCAAUACAUCAGGUCAAGCACUCCUACACAUCAUGUGUGCUCUUGGUGCACGAUUCUACGCUUUAGAGUACAGCGAGUCAUUUGCGCCCUUGCCAAAAGAACUAAUACAAAACGCGGGUACACAGUGGGCGAAGAUUGCGGAAGAAAUGUUCUUUGCCGAUUACAGUACCAUCUCGACAACUAAGCUCAAGGUCCUCAUUCUUCUUCAUGACCAAGAAGCUAGAACCGGAAACUACGCUGGAUCGUUCCUGCUUACCGGCCUGGUAAUACGAAUGGCCCAUGCCCUACAACUGAACAACGAAUCCUCUACCGACGUCCUGUGCAAGAAGGAAGGCCCCAAUGAAGCAUCAGUGAAAGAGUGUCAGAGAAGGCUUAUGUGGGCCUGCUACAUGCUUGACGUGUGGGCAGGUAGUGGCGUUGAUCACCUUACCAUUUUGAACGAGAAGGACAUAAAGAUACAGCUUCCGUGCAACGAACGUCAGUUCCUACUCCAAAUACCUGUAGUAACCGAACGCCUUGAGGAAGGCCAGACCUUGGACUUCAUACCCAAAGCUGAUCUGCCCGAGAAACCCCGGGAUAACCUCGGCAUGGCAGCUUACUAUGUCCGGAUCGUCAGUAUAUGGCGCAGAGUCCUGAGAUUUUCAAAACACAUGAACGAGGAACAGCCGCCAUGGGAGCCAGGCUCGGAAUUCUCCCAGCUGAUCGACGAUGUCCAAACUUGGAAAGCGAGUCUACCAUCAUGGUUGGAUUUCUCCGCUGACAACAUCUACAUCCGCCGAGAAUCCCAUCAGCUUGGUGCCUUGUUUCUAAAUCACUGCAUGUACCACCAUGUCUUAUGCGACAUACAUCGGAUCGCACUACCCGAGCUGUACCGGAACCAACAGCCGUACGAGUUCCCUCCUGCACAGCACGCCUUCAUGUCGAGGUUGCGGAUGAUCUGUUUUGAGCACGCUCAACUCAUGUCUGUGCUGGUAGCGACGGUCUUGCAACAUGGCAUCAAGCAUUUCGCAGAUCCUAUCUUACCAUCAUUCGUGUACAACAGCAACCGCAUCAUGCUCUAUCAUAUCGCUAGGAUUUUAGAUCAUUCAAAGCCCGACUCACGAACGGUCAUAUCCCGAACAGUAGAGCUGGUACAACAAAACAACAAAGCGCUGCGAGAGAUGUCUUUGAUGUACCCACUAGCGGAGCCAUUAUACAUCACGACCGAACGCUGGCUAGAUACCGUUCGGAAUGGUCUUGCACGAGGUCAAUCAAGCACAUACAUUGCUCCUCAGGAUCCGUCGGAAGUGCGCACUGAGGUGCAGCAAGCUAUUGAAGCGUCCAGUCCCAACCUGAACGACAUCCAAUCCGCUCAACGAAACGUGGAAGUGGCUUUACUUCCACCAGUCAUGAACAACCUAGAGCCCUCGCCAUCAUCAGCCAACGACUAUACCUAUUCAGCACCGUCACAUGAUCCAAUGAGCUCGAGUCUUGCAACGCUGGCAGAUGUAGCCACACAGCCUGGACAGUUGGGGCCUGCAAUACAUGGCGAUCUCUCAACUGGAGACCUUGAACCCGUCUUCAAUCUGGACGAUUUACAGAACUUCUUCGAAUGGGAGACAAACAACGGCGAAUACGCUCAGCUGACUGGGUUCGAAGGGUUUGGUCCAUUAGGCUGGGCCAAUAACUUCUCCAGCAUGUGA